Lodderomyces margitis is the source of this 543-nucleotide messenger RNA. RefSeq lists its product as uncharacterized. The transcript has a single exon. NCBI's taxonomy places the organism in Eukaryota, Fungi, Ascomycota, Pichiomycetes, Serinales, Debaryomycetaceae. Bases 1 to 543 code for a protein of 180 amino acids. The record is from RefSeq and is a predicted model, not a curated record.
AUGUCAUCAGGUUUCAAAAUCAAUCUCAAGAAGAAGGCUGGUCCCAAAAAAAUUCUCCAAGCAGAAGCUACUGAUGAGUCUAAGAAAUUAAUCGAUUCAUACACGGCAUCCGACACCCAAGAAAAAGAACUUAAAGAAUGGGUGAUUGAGCCAAAGAAAAUUAGUCGGUCAAUAGUGCAACAACAACAACCACGUAAAGAAAAACAACCUCGUGAAGAGCUCAAAUAUGGAGUCACCACUUUUGAAAAGUCUGAGCCAGCACAACAAGGUUCUGUCAUUAGAAAAUUGACGUAUGAAUCAGACUCGGAUUCAGAAGACGACGAUAAAAAGAUUCCAGUUGAGGAAUUUGGCGCAGCUUUCCUACGAGGAUUGGGGUGGAAUGGGAAGAAAGAUGAUACGGACCUGUACGACAAAGAUGUUAAAAAUCGACAGCGAGGAGUUACAUUGGGUAUUGGUGCCAAGCCCAUUGACAACGAUCUAGCUAGAGAGCUACAUAAUAAAGCGGGGGAAGUACCGCUAGUGAAGCGAAGAAAGAAAAGCUAA